Triplophysa rosa is the source of this 1956-nucleotide messenger RNA. It is a transcript of the gene syngr3b, whose product is annotated as synaptogyrin 3b. The record is from RefSeq and is a predicted model, not a curated record. The transcript has 4 exons. Gene Ontology annotation, cellular component: synaptic vesicle membrane; neuromuscular junction. Bases 92 to 793 code for a protein of 233 amino acids. NCBI's taxonomy places the organism in Eukaryota, Metazoa, Chordata, Actinopteri, Cypriniformes, Nemacheilidae.
CGUGGGUGUGCGAGAUAGACUCGUGACCGCGCUCAGUUUUCCUCUUCCGCAGAAUAUCGCACAGCGGUCAGCGCGCUACACUGCUGAAAGGAUGGAUGGAGCGGGCUCGUUCGGAGCCGGGCGAGCCGGUUCGGCCUUCGACCCUGUCGCAUUCGUCAAACAGCCCCAGACUAUCCUACGAGUGCUAGCAUGGAUCUUCUCCAUGGUGGUCUUUGCAUCUAUAAUAAACGAAGGCUAUGCGAAUAUGGGCAGCGAACGAUUGUACUGUGUCUUUAACAGGAAUCCAGACGCAUGUAACUAUGGCAUCACAAUAGGAAUCAUCGCUUUCUUAGCCAGCGUCUUCUUCCUGGCCUUGGACGUCUACUUCCCCCAGAUCAGCAGUGUUAAAGACAGAAAGAGAGCUGUGCUGUUGGAGAUUGUCUUUUCAGGAUUCUGGACGUUCCUGUGGUUCGUAGGUUUCUGCUUCCUGGCCAAUCAGUGGAGCCAUACGUCCCCUACAGAGUUGCCCCUGGAGCAGGCGUCAGACGCAGCCCGAGCAGCUAUUGCCUUCUCUUUCUUCUCCAUCCUUACCUGGGCGGCCCUCACGGCCUGUGCCGUUCAGAGGUUCCUCCUGGGUACGGACAUGAGCCUGUUUACCGGCGAGCAUGUGGCCAGUCAGGCCCCCAAGCAGCCGUACCCCUCCAAUGACGUCAUCGGCCAGACCACUAUCCCCGUCGACGCCUACCAGAGUCCACCGCUCAUCGAAACCGCGGAGACCCGCCCCCCUGGCUACAAGAUCCCGCCUGCAUUUUAAUCUGCAGCCAAUCAGAAGGACAGAGUAUAGACUGCCGUUUAUGUUAGCUAAAUGUAUCGCGAUGUACCGCAUUUUAGCAACGGGGUGGAGAGGAGAUGCUGUUCACCUCUGUAGUGUGCACUAUCAUACAGAAUUAAAUGAAUUCAUCUAGUCUCACCUUUACUCGAACAAAUGUGGGUGUUUGGGGAUAUUUAUUGAUUAUUACGACCCAAAGGUUUUGCAUUUACAGAUUAAAUAAUUGCAAACAUCAACAUGUGCUGUUUAUUCUGUAAUACAUAUGUAGUCCUGUUUAUUCUAAAGAAAUGCCCAAUUUUAAUGGCUAAUACAAAAGGGAAAUUAUACUGACACCUAUUGGCUUGGAUGAAGCAUUACGCAAAAGCAAAAUUGUAGAAAUUGUAAAAAUACUCCAUUGACUGGUGUAUGUUUCACUUACGGUUAACGUUUUUCGCAACCAAAAGUGUUUUGAAAAUAAAAUGUAUCGUUUUAAACAUAUUUAUCAUAUAAUUUAUAUCAUAAAUAUGUUUAAAAACGAUAUCAUAUUUAGUAUAGUAAUAUACAUUUUUAUUAUUUUUCAAUGUAUAACAUCACUUAGUGCACUCAAAGUAUAAUAAAGCAAAAUGUAUUAUUAUUACAAUAGUGCUUAUAGUUUUUAAUUAGCGAUUAUUUUUGUUUUCAUAGAUUAUAACUUUAUGCCAUAGCUGACCAACAAUCUGUAGCAUCACACAAUGAUCACUAGUUAUUUUAAGUGCCGUCCACGUCUUUUGUGUCAAAAUCUGUUUCUGUUGAAAGAAUUGCCUUUUUUAAGUUUCAGGUAAACAAUGUUAUGUCACUUCAACAGGAGCAAGAUGAGUAGCGUCUCAGUUGUGUCUCAGUCUGCGUUGAUGGAGACCGAAAACAUUCCAGAUGAGAUAACUGAGAUUAUUGCAACAGAUUGUUUACUUUAACAAGCAAACUUGUGCAUAUGUGUGUGUGUGUUUGUGUGUGUGGGGGGGGGGGGCUGGGGGGGUGUGCUUGAUCUAAAUAUGUCUAAUUGCAUGAUAUGGUACAAAGAUAUUGAAAUUUCCACUGAAGUAUAGAGGCGAUUGUUAUAUUUUGUUAAUGGAGGAUGUUAAAGUGGUUAUCAAAGUGUUUGGAAUGACAUGAAUAAAUAAAGAUGAACCGGA